AUGUUAGGGCAGAGAGAGUGGCAAAACAACUUUGACGAAUUUUUGGAUGGAGUUAUUGAUGAGCACCCUAAUGAGAUAGUGCUUUGUAAUCCAAGUGUGGAGGUACAUGGUGAUUGGGAUCGGGAUGAAGUUAAAGGUGAAGACCAGACUGAUUUUCUGGACAUUUUGUUAAGGAUCCAAAAGACAAACACCACGGGGUUCCAUAUUGAUAGAACAACCAUAAAGGCAUUGACCCUGGUUAUGUUCGCGGCAGGUGAGAUAAGGAAUGUGGUUAGUGGCAGAACUCGCGUGACUGAGGAAGAUUUAAGCAGCAUGCAUUACUUGAAGGCAGUGAUCAAAGAAACUUUUAGAUUACACCCCCCUGGACCCUUGUUGAUUCCAAGGGAAUCCAUGGAAGAUGUGAAAGUGAUGGGUUAUGACAUUGCAAAGGGCACACAAGUAAUAGUGAAUGCUUGGACAAUUGGAAGAGAUGGUUGUUAUUGGGAGCAACCUCUGGAGUUCAAACCAGAGAGAUUCUUAAAUAAUUCAAUAGAUGUGAAAGGACAUGAUUUUGAAUUGAUACCAUUUGGAGCAGGAAGGAGGGGUUGUCCAGGAAUAGUAUUUGCCAUGAAUGUGAUUGAGCUGGUCCUAGCAAAGCUUAUUCACCAUUUUGAUUGGGAAGUGCCUGGUGGAGUAGUGGGUGAUCAGACACUGGACAUGACUCAAAAGGCAGGGUUAACCAUUCAUAGAAAAUUCCCUCUUGUGGCAACUGCAUCGAUCCCUACAUGUAUUAAUAAGUGA
Messenger RNA from Sphenostylis stenocarpa, 780 nucleotides. The record is from the annotation of a GenBank genome assembly. Lineage: Eukaryota; Viridiplantae; Streptophyta; Magnoliopsida; Fabales; Fabaceae.